AUGUCAUCCAAGGCCUCAAAAUCAUCAGAACCAAGCUCCAAGAAGCAGCACUCCUCAAAAUCAAAGUCAAAGUCAAAGAACGACGACUGGGCAGAAAUCACAGACCCCGAGGAGCGCAGGCGCAUUCAAAAUCGACUGGCUCAACGCAAAUUCAGGAAGAAGAACCAAGAUAGCAAGGAAAAGGCAGACCGCGACGCAGACAACGAGUCCAACGCCAAGAACACGUACGAAAUCGCUUCAGGCUCCUCCGAGCCCUGCGGCGGCGGCGGCGCGGAAGAGGGAACCGAGUCUGGGCUUCCCUGGGGCAGCAUCAACAUGAACCACGUCAUCACACGGGGCCACGAGCACGAGAGCCGCCGGGGCAGCGGCCGCGACGACUACGUGAGGGAGGACCCGUAUUACAUGACCAACUACGGCAAUAGCUAUACGGAGGCGUACCAGCCGGCGGCGCCUGCGAGUUACGGGAGUAGUGGCGGGGAGGAUUAUUACUAUGGUGGUGAUUCGCCGUACUAUCUGGAUUACGACCAGGGCGGGGACGUAAACCAGGGGCAUCGUAGACGGUAA
Molecule: messenger RNA, 564 nt
Organism: Colletotrichum phormii
Lineage: Eukaryota; Fungi; Ascomycota; Sordariomycetes; Glomerellales; Glomerellaceae
Exons: 2
Coding region: 1-564 (187 amino acids)
Biological process (GO): regulation of DNA-templated transcription
Molecular function (GO): DNA-binding transcription factor activity
Source: RefSeq, a predicted model, not a curated record